AUGCAAAUGUGGACAUCGCAUCCUGACUGCAUUAAAGUGGUGGAAGAUGCUUGGAAAACUAAUUUUGUUGGUUGUCCGAUGUUCGUUCUGGCAGCAAAGUUAAAAUUUCUCAAGGAGAAGCUUAAGGUGUGGAACAAAGAGUGUUUUGGAAAUGUGCAAGACAAUGUCAAGAUGGCUGAGUUAGCUCUGGAAAAUAUUCAGCAUCAUAUUGACACAGACGGCCAUACCGAUAUUAAUCAAAGAAAGAUGGCUACGGUGGCUUGGAAAGUUUGUUGUCAGGACCGUAAGGAUGGAGGGUUGGGUAUUCGCUCUCUUCGUGUUCUUAACAAAGCAAAUCAUUUGGUUCAGUGCUGGUGUAUUAUGAAUGAGAUUGACACUUGGGCUUCGGUUGUAAAAGCUAGAGUUUUAAGGAAAGGCUCGGUGCGUAAAUCACACGUUUUCUCGUCUGUUUGGACAGGUUGUGCUGAAUUUUUGGAAGACUUACUGCAGAAUUCUAUGUGGAUGAUUGGAAAGGGCAAUAAAAUUAAUUUAUGGUGUGACAACUGGUGCGGCAGUCCCUUGAGUUCAUCGCUUCAUCUUUCGGAAGCUCAGAUGGUGCUGCUGAAGGCUGAUCUGAGCUCCAUUUUAAGCGGCAAUUCGUUUAACUUGCCGCCAGGGCUGAUCAGUUUUUGUCCUGAGCUGCCACGGAUGGUGGAAAAUAUUUAUGUCAAUUGUUUGAAGGAAGAUUGGCUCGCUUGGUCCAGGUCUGACAGCGGCGAUAUCACUGUCAAGGAUGCGUAUUCUUACUGCAAGCAUAGUGGAAAUGCUUGUGUUUGGGGCAAUUCCAUUUGGCACUCAAACAUCCCUCCUUCUCAUUCUAUUUUAUUUUGGAGAGUUAUAAAUAAUCGUGUUCCUACGGAUGACGUGCUCCGGCAUUGCGGUAUGGCAGGCCCUUCUAUUUGUAACCUCUGUUUACAUACAGAAGAAAAUAUCAAUCACCUAUUCUUUCAAUGUGACUAUUCUCGAAGGAUCUGGAAUUGGUUGCGCGAUAUGCUUAAUGUUAAUGUUAGCUUUUCAGAUAUGCAAGAUUGUUUCAUUGCAAUGCAUAAAACUGGUGUUGCGCAAUGUAUGGUGGUGUACCGUGCUUCAAUUAUUGCUGUGGUUAAUAACAUUUGGCGGGCUCGAAAUCAAGCUCAGUUUCAAAACAGGUUUAUUCCUUGGAGAACUACAUGUUCAUCUAUUUAUGCUACUUCCCAGCUGGCUGGAAAUUCUUUCAAAGGAGCAUCUUCUAUGGACAUUGGGGAUUUUCAAGUUCUGAAAAAGUUUUCUAUUUCCAUUAAUCCGGUUAAUCCCAAGAUGUGUGUCGAAGUCAUUUGGAAUCCUCCCCCAAAUGGUUGGAUUAAAGUCAACAUUGAUGGAGCAUCCGGCGGUGAUCCAAUAAACGCGGCUUGUGGGGGAAUCUUUAGAGAUCACUUCGGGAAUCACAUUGAAAGUUUUGCUUGUAAUUUAGGCCCUGUUAAUUCUCUGUUUGCUGAGCUGAUGGGAGCUAUUUUGGCUAUUGAGCAUGCUUUAGUUCGUGGUUGGUCAAAUAUUUGGCUAGAAUCGGAUUCAACUCUUGUUGUGAUGGCGUUCAGUAAACCUUCUGUUGUACCCUGGAAGAUCAGGAAUAGAUGGGACAACUGUACGGCUACCCUUGGUAAUUGUAACUUUUUGGCUUCUCAUAUUUUCAGGGAAGGUAACCAUUGUGCCGAUAAAUUGGCUAACAUAGGUUUAAAUAUCUCUAACUUUACUUGGUGGAAUGAUGUACAUCGGGAUAUAGAAUCAGACUUUUGUAGAAACCGAUUAGGUUUAUCUAAUUUUAGAAUCAGAUAG
Lathyrus sativus (Indian pea) is the source of this 1851-nucleotide messenger RNA. NCBI's taxonomy places the organism in Eukaryota, Viridiplantae, Streptophyta, Magnoliopsida, Fabales, Fabaceae. The record is from the annotation of a GenBank genome assembly.